AUGCGACUCCCUAUUUUCCUGGCCACGCUGCUGCUGGUUCUUAUUCUGUCAACACCCACGAAUUCGAAAUGGUUUUCAAAAGUGGCCAAUAAAUUUGUGGGCAAGGGCGUCGGAAAGGCAGGAAAGGCUGCCGGAAAGGCGGGGCUGGCAGUGAUCACUGCGAUGAUCGUUGAGUCCAGCGCCAGUGCCCUUAUUGAGGAGGCAAAUCAUAUAGAUACUCCUCGUGAGCCAACAGAGGAGUCUACUGCGGUGCUGUGGCUGGCGAAAGUCGGAGCUGGCAUAGAUAGCAUGGAGCAGAGGAACAUGAAAAUGCAUCGCCACUUUGCGGACUACACCACGGACUCGAUUACAGAAAAUAUGGAACACAACAUUCCCAUAAUGGCAAAGAUGAAGGAUAUUCAUGAUAAUAUGAAUGACAUUUCUUUGCGCUACAAAUGGAUGCAGAUUUAUGGAGAGUUGCAGCUGUUUGAAAAUUUCACCUUGAUCAGAUUCGCCGAGGAUAGUCUUUCAGCGAUUCAUCAGAUUGACAGGUUGCAUGCAGCCCUCCUUGGAAGGGAGGACAGAGCACAUGCGACGCCCAACAAUCUGCUGUUCCAACUGCUAAGCAAACUAAAGGGCUUCCCUUAUCACAUCUGCAAGUCGCAACAGUCAGUCCAGCAGUUUUUUUACCUGCUAUUCCAGGACAUUGCUCUCACUGAACUGAAGGCCCAGGCCAUGAUUGAGUUCUCCUGGCUGUUGCUCAAGCAGUUCGAAAGGGGGGAGUUCACCGAGGAGAAGAGAGUGAUACGGGAGGGCCUCAAGCGGAGGACAAGCCGCACUCUAAAGCUGUUCAAGGACGUGAUUAGCAGAGCAGAUCGCAGAGUUUGGCGCUGUGAUCCGACUUACCACACACCGGGGGUCACCUACGAGGAGGUCACCCGUCUCCUGCAGGGCUACAUAGAGAAUGAGGUGGAUCUGAACGCAGAUGGGAGAUGUCGAUAUGACUGCGCCCGCUACAAUUAUGCCUCCAACCACGGAUGCUACGAUAAUGAGUUCUGCUCCAAGCAGCCAAAGUGUUCUGGUCGUAUACUUAACUGCCAGUACGUGGAGUACAAGAUGCAGGUGUGCCAGGCGCCACAGGACUCCACCAGGCGAUACGUGUUCGUCCAUUACGACAGCGGAUUCAGGUUGGGCCCAGGUGGCCAGUGCGCCAGGCACACAGACGAAGCAAAUGGCUGGCGCCGUUGGAUUUUCUGGAAGUGCACAUAUUGCAUGUGCCUGUGCGAUGAGCAGGGCCCCAAGUCGGAUCGCUUCUUCAACCUGCGCCCCGUGACAGCCGAUGUGGAGCACAACAGAGUUGUGACUGGCCUUCGCUUCGUGAAGCACAAUCGAAUCCUGCACCUGCAGAUCCAGGAGGGCGAGCUCCUGUCCAAGGGAGUCAUCAACCAGACCACUCUCCACUGGAAGCCCUUGGAGGAGUACAAAAUUACUGAUAGAAAUGUGCGACAAGGAAUAGAUUACCACAUGCUGACCUACGAGAGAAGAUCCAUCGAUCUGGAUGAGUUGGAACCAAGGGAAACCAAUUCGCUUAUAACCGGACUGCGGUUCCGAAACAUUGAAGGUCAUCUGCAUCUCGAGGCUCAGUACAGCGCAUUCGAGUUCCAGAGUGGAAAGCUUAUAGAGCCGACUAAAAAAAGUUAUUGGAACUUAGGGCCUGGUGUUCAAGGAAGGGAAAAAUUGCCCCUAAGAGACACCAAUAUGCCCACACGAACCACCGCCUCCUCGACUGUGCUAUCAAGCAGCAACCAGUACAUUGAUUUUAGCCACACGGGUUUCGAGAAGGAUGUGGCCCAGACCACGGUGCCUUUUAUUGACAUCCAAGACGUGGUCUCUAAUCCACCGGUGCCGCUGUCCGGCAUUGGCAUCUACUACAAGGGUCGCCCAGGUUAUGGGGGCUUUCUUGGACCCAAGAUUAUCAACUUGGACUUUGGUCCGUACCUAGAGGUAACGAAGAGUAAGUUCGAGAACCAAACACUAUACAUUUUACUUUAUCAAUUUUACUUAUAA
Molecule: messenger RNA, 2046 nt
Organism: Drosophila kikkawai
Lineage: Eukaryota; Metazoa; Arthropoda; Insecta; Diptera; Drosophilidae
Source: RefSeq, a predicted model, not a curated record